Talaromyces marneffei is the source of this 1677-nucleotide messenger RNA. RefSeq lists its product as uncharacterized. The record is from RefSeq and is a predicted model, not a curated record. Gene Ontology annotation, biological process: transmembrane transport; carbohydrate transport. The transcript has 4 exons. Gene Ontology annotation, cellular component: membrane. Lineage: Eukaryota; Fungi; Ascomycota; Eurotiomycetes; Eurotiales; Trichocomaceae. Gene Ontology annotation, molecular function: carbohydrate:proton symporter activity. Bases 1 to 1677 code for a protein of 558 amino acids.
AUGGCUGGCGGAACAAAAAAGCCGGUGAACAUCUUUCGCCUCAAGAACUUGGAUGAACCCAAACAAGUCUUCAAUUGGAGGCUAUGGCUUGCGGUCAUUUCAUUCGGUCUAAUGGGGGCUGCACGAGGUGUUGAUGAGGGUUUAAUCUCAGGCGCCUUCAACUCCAAGGAUUUCCAGAAUUAUAUCAACUACCAAUCAUAUAGCAAAGUUGAACAGACCAACAUCAAAGGAAACGUUACCGCUAUGGUCCAAAUAGGAUCUGUUGGUGGAGCUCUUUUUGCUUUCUUGGUGUGUGAUCGGAUUGGUCGUAUCUGGGCAACUCGCCAGCUUUGUGUCCUAUGGAUUUUAGGAAUUGCUAUUUUUAUGGGUAACGGCGGUAGCCUAGGUGCUGUCUAUGCCGGUCGUUUUAUUGCUGGACUUGGUGUUGGUCAGACAGUCGUUGUAGCCCCUGUGUAUCUCGCAGAAAUUGCACCAACCUCGAUUCGUGGCUUGUGUACCUGUGUCUUUACUGGCUUUGUCUAUCUAGGCAUUGUGCUUGCUUAUUUUGCAAACUAUGGUUGCCAGGUCAAUCUCGGCGAUACUACUCACAAUCGAUGGCUUGUUCCUACGAGUCUCCAUAUCAUGUUUGCAGGCAUCAUCUUUCUCUUGUCCUUUCUUCAGUCUGAAUCCCCACGAUAUCUGGUUAAAUCCGGCCAAAUUGAGAAGGCUAUCGCAACCCUUGCUAGAGUUCGUGGUUUACCUUCUGAUCAUGAAUACAUUGUACGCGAGGUUGGCAUGAUUGAGGCAACGCAUCAUGCUGAAAUGGAGGCUACUAUGGGAUCUGGCCCCAUAGGAGUUCUCAAGGAAGCUUUCUUGAUUCCAUCGAACCUAUAUCGAGUCUACCUUACCUUUAUGGCUCAAGUUUUAUCUCAGUGGUCUGGGGCUGGCAGCAUUACUGUAUACGCUCCGGACCUUUUCAGGUUGCUCGGAAUAACAGGCAACAACGAGGGAUUAUUAGUCAGUGCUGUUUUUGGAAUCAUUAAACUGAUUGCUGCAGUUGUCUGUGCUCUUUUCUUGGUCGAUGUCAUAGGACGCAAGCGAGCCCUUCUGCUGGGCAUCACCCUUCAAGCAAUCUCUAUGAUUUAUAUUGCCGCGUUCUUGACUUCUGUCCCCCAAAUGGGCGUGGUCAGUGGUUUCAAGCUACCAAUCAGUCAGAAGGGUGCUAGCACAGGAGCCAUCGUGAUGAUCUACCUUUCUGGCGUUGGAUGGGCUCUGGGCUGGAAUUCCAUGCAGUAUCUUCUGACUGCAGAGUUGUUCCCUCUCCGCAUCCGUGCUCUUUGUACUUCGAUGGCCAUGACUCUGCAUUUUGCCAACCAAUAUGGCAACUCACGUGCAGUACCCAACAUGCUCCUCCCCGUGAGCCAAGGUGGAAUUGAUCCUAAGGGUACAUUUUGGUGCUUUGCCGCUAUUACCAUUAUUGGUGGAAUUUGGGUCUGGUUCAGUAUUCCAGAGACAGCUGGUCGCUCGCUGGAGAGUAUGGAUCGGCUCUUUGCCCUCCCAUGGCACAAGAUCGGAAGAUAUGGAAAUAAGGAUGCGGAAGAGAAGGAUCAAUCUCUGGAUCACAAAAUGGAGAUGGUGGAGCAGUCUUAUGGCACGGUUGAGCAUAUCGAAGGAAACGUCCUUUCGAGUAAGGUUUGA